UGUCCGUGUACCGCCUGUCGCGGGUCGCGAGAGAGCUGCGGACAACAGUCGUUCGUGUGUCGUCGUCGUUGUCGUUUCUCCUCGUGGACCCGACUCCGAAACUGUUAAUCCGUACACGUUAGCAUCCGAGACUUGCUUAUGGGGUCAAAAAAAAAACGAAACAAAACGAGCUACAGUACAAAGAAUUUAUAUCUCGGUAGAGCGUGUGUGUACAUUCGUUAUUGUUACUUCGGAGGAUGGCAAAUAUAGGUAACACACUGCUGAUGUGAUGCUGUUGUACAUAAGUACUCGGGUACUCGUGGUACACUUAUAACUACGUACAGUUUAAAUGUAAGAAGAAAAAAAGAGAGAGAAAACCGGGUUGAUCAAGCCGGAGGCCGGAGGAUGACGCGAGUGCGUGUGGGCAAAGUGUGUAUGUAAAAAAAAAAAAAAAAAAAAAAACACUUGGCGGAUUAAAAGUGAUAGACGAAAAAGAUAAACAAAUCAUAAAAGGAAGGAGCAAAUGUUGCAGCAGCAUAAUUAUCCUCCUCGGUGUUUUUUUUAUUUGUGCGAGUGUGUAUACAACAACCUUUAACACAACACGUAUUCGUCACUUUGUACUCUUAAAAUUGUUUUCAUAAUCAAUUCUUAUCAUCUGGUAUGCCUCCAAAUUGAACAAAAUUUUUUUUUUCAAAGCGUUUUUCUUGUGUACGUUUUUAACGGGGUGUACAUAGCCAGGGAACACCUGAUGUGUGUUGAAUACUCAGAUGGCACAUCGCUCCACAACCCGACGACGAUGACGAGAGUACUCUGGUGAUGAGAGAGAGAGAGCGGCGUGUAUCAAGAAAUUUCAAUGAGGGGUCGCGCAGCCGUGCACAUCGAGUCGAGCCGAGGGGAUGAUGAAGCGCCGACGCAACAAAUUACCACGCGGCUCCCCGGGAGCUGCGGUAACGACGAUUGAGGGCCGAUCCUCCGGAUAAUUCAUACAAAGGGUACGCACGAACACACAUGCCUACGGUGUGAAAAUGAUGACCGCCAUGGCUAGGCUACCGUGCAACAAAACCUCCCCGCAGCAGCAGCAGCAGCCGAGGUACGCGCCGAUCUUGGGCUCGAAUCCGAGUUUCGCCCAGAGUCGCGGAUACUGGGAGAUGCAACAGCACCCCACACCCCCGCCACCGGCCGCCUUUGUCCGCAAUCAUCACAGGCAUCCGUCUGAUCACGUUGGUAAGCGGAAGAGCGCUGUCGAGCUGCUGCAGGAGUCGAAGGCGUUUUACGUGAAGAGCGAAACCGUGCUGGACCGGAAGCAGGAGCUCAAGAACAGCGGCCACCUGCAGGUAUCCCAACUGACGGCUCCGCCUCGGUUGUUGCGCAAGUGCACGACCCCGGGCUCGGCGCAGCCGUGCAAUCCUGCUCAGCAACAACAGUCCUGCUGCUGGACCGCCUGCCACGACAACAACGACAGACCACUACCACCAAAGAGUCCACGGCUGGUCCCGCUGCCCCAGAGGCGCUCACUUUCGGGACCGUCGGCCCCGUCCAACACCUCGGGCCUCGGCCCAGGCGCCAACAACCCUGCGUCCAACAACAGCUCGGAACAGCUGCAGGCAAAGCUACGCCGGCUCCUCAACACCGACACCGCCAACGAUGGCAACGUCUUCUUCGCCGAGGUGCCACCGGCCCCGCCCGAGUACGCCACCCCGAUCCACACCAACAGAUUACACGACUCGGACAAGAGGUACUCGCCCGGCGGUAGCUUAUCACCUGGAUGCAGGGACGAGGAUCGCUCGUGGGGGAGCCCGGCCGGGGAGAUCCGGUUCAAGUUCGGCAGCCGGAUCGGGAGGUCGGGUAGCGGCCGGUCGUCCGCCGGUCACGGGACGACGGCCCCGAGCCACGAAGCCGCGGCCGCCCACAAGAGCCUACCUGAUCUUCACCACAGCAGCACGAGACGGCGGGCCUCCCUGUCGCCGAGGGCCUCGACCAAGUCCCCGUCGGCGAGGAAACCCCAGCCCACCGGCCAGGGCUGUCCCGACUGCGAGACCGGCUCCGACUACUCGGAUCGCAGCUUCAACCGCGACUCUGUGUGCUAUCGCAGCUCGAGGCACAUAAGGCGCUCGAUGGGUUCGGGUGGCGGUGACGCGAGCAGCGUCCUCUCGUCGGGCGGCCGCACGCAAAAGUCCUCGGGCUCGAGCAAGCUCAGCCACGGGGCGACGGCUCGUGACUCGGGCGGGUCCUCCGGGCACUGCACCCACAGGAGCGAACCACCUCCGAGGAUACAGGACUGUUGGAGCCACGCGCGGAGGGACAGCGGCGCCUCGACCCAGCACUCGACCGACAGGGACCGCUCGAGGAGGAGCUACAACAGCGCUACCCCACCUGCCAUCGUCAGGCACUACAGCCCCGACACCGACAGCAGCAACAGCCAGACCGACUACAGUCCCACCUGCAACUCGAGAUUCUCGGACGGGUGGAAGGAGGGCAGGGGCCGGCCGAUCUUGCGCUCCAAGUCUGACAUAAGCGACCGGUAUUGGCGCCACGAGUCGAGCCACCCGAGCGUCAACAGCGGCGGCAACCGACAGCAGCGGCAUCGGGAGCUCGAGUUCCGGUCGUGGUGGCAACGGCACGCAGGGCUCCUCCUCGUUGAGCCCGGAGGCAGUACCCGGGGCCCGCGCUCCAUGUCCCAGCUCGAGUCGUUCUUCGACAGGUUGGGCCUGGAUCCCGACAAUUACCACCACCACAUAACCGAGCCCUCCUCCAAGAGCAGCUCCCCGGUGUUCUUCGACAGCGUGAGCUCGGUCGACUCGGCGCUGGGCCUCUACUCGUCGUCGUGGGCCGCCGGGAGCUCGCCGACGAUACAGCCGGCCGGCAGCGCGCAGCCCCCACCUUGGCAGACGGCCAACGACGAGUGCCUCCAGAGGGGCGGCUCGGACCAGCAGCCGAGUAUCGUCGAGAGGAACGCGAGGAUCAUCAAGUGGCUGUGCCAGUGUCGCAAGGUCCAGUUUGGCUACAGUUAGUUUUUUCGAGGCUCGUUAUACGUCGGGAUCGACAAGCAUCAGCCCGUGUUUCGGACCUUGUGUCAUAUAUCCAUACAAGGUCGUUUCGAGUGUAGUCGAUCGAGGUUAUUGCAUUUUAAAUUUGAAAUUCAUCGUCUAUUGAAAUUUUAUCUACUCCUAAGCAAAACAGUUUUUAUGAAAAUUCACGAAUAUUUUAGGUAUUUGUUGCAAAUGUUAUCUAGGAAAUUUGCGAUGAUUUGCGACACGUGUUUCAUUGUUUGGCGUGAUUAUAAGUAUAUAUAUAUAUUGUAUUCUUGUUCAUCAUUUUUAAAAACACCAAAAUAUUUUAUCAACCGAUCGAAACAACUACUGUAACUUUUAUAAUGCAAUAUUUAUCUCUUGAUUGGAUGCACACGAACGCACUUACUCACUGUUUGUUCGUUGUCGAGUAAAUUUUUAAUAUUGUCCAAGUGUCGAAUUAAAGAAGCUUUCGUCUAUUGACUCUUAUUUCGUGUAAAGCUUGAUGAAAAUGUUGUUAAUUGGAUAUUUAUGCAGAUUUUUUAUUUAAAAAAAAAUAAUAUAAUUUACUUUUACAGAGUAAAAAUCGCUUCAAAAUUUUAUAGCCGCGUACACUCUGGUACUUGUUAAUUAUGUCUUAAAUCAAUUCGCAUACGCGUGGAAAGCGAUUGAGUGCCAUUUGCGAAAAAAUAGAAAAAACAGAUUUAUUAUUAUUAUUAUUAUUAUUACUAUUUGAACCUCGUAGUGUUAUUAUACA
This is a messenger RNA of Copidosoma floridanum, 3744 nucleotides long. RefSeq lists its product as uncharacterized. The record is from RefSeq and is a predicted model, not a curated record. Lineage: Eukaryota; Metazoa; Arthropoda; Insecta; Hymenoptera; Encyrtidae.